CUGAAUGUAUAAGAGUUUUUUUGAAACUAACCAAUAAAUUCGAACAUUUAGGAAAAUGGCAUAGACAUUAAAAAUAAUACCGAAGAAUAAACCCUGGCUUUAAACUUAAAUUUUUCUUGUAAAAUUAGUGCUAAGACAUACAUUCGUGUUGAUGCUACGUAAUUGCAAUAUUAAACGAGCGAAGCUCUUAUUACUAACGUUUCUUCCAAAAUUCUAAAAUUCUGCAGGGUGUAGGCUGGUUUUAUGUUGUAAAAGCCUAGUAGAGUUGAAAGUCCUUUUUACUUAUUGCCAUAGCUCAAGAAGAAAUCAUAGGGUAUAACCACUAUCAUAUAACUGGCUUCAAAUAACGGUUAGCCUAGAGAUAAAAUAUUUAUUCAUAUAUGCAUGAAACCUGUAUUGAUCAAACAUUUAUAACCACCGUUUGUUCAGUGAUAGUAACGCAAAAUUAAAUUACAGUAAUUAUGUUUAUACAUUCAUUAAAUUCUCUUAAUUAUUCUAAUGUAUGUACUUACUUGGGUUAAGUAAUCCAUCAGCAACUCAACAACGUCUGUUUUCAAGAUGUCGUAAUAAUUUAUUAAAUUUGCUGGUAUAUAAUUUUUACUUUUAAUUUCGAGACAUUUUUUCUGUGAAACAAGAUGUGGAAGGUUCCAUGGACUUUUUCAUUUUGGUUAAUUUUAAAUGGAAUAGAGUUGAUGCUGGUCUGUGGUGGUGUUUAUCCGGAACCUUCUUCAUCAAGCACUACUCAAUUUUGCCACCCGCUGGUUUCUAAUGGAAACAUACCAGAUGUCACAGCUGCUCCGUACGCACUCACCACCGUGUCUGUUCCAGAUACAAUAUUUACCGGAUCGAGAUAUACGUUAACGAUUUUAUUGGAAACGGGAGCCUCAAAAUGUUUUUUCCACUAUUUCGCCAAAGAGCGGAAAUUACUGCUACUUCCUGAUCCGUCUGUAUUAUCACAACAUUCGACACGAAAUCUUUGGUUUCAAGUCACUGGUAAAAGCGUUUGUUCUCAAUCUACUGGGACUUCAAGGUUAAGUGUUAAAUUGUCUCGAUCAUACCAGACAAUAUGUUGGAGAAUAAAUUUCUUGGUUCAAUCUGGAACUUUCAUUUCAUGCGAGGCGGUGGAUUUGGAGAAGAUUUUGACCAAAAUAUCAAAAUACUUAGGGAAAUCUUUAUCCGACGUACUUAUUCUUGAUUAUGAAAAAGUUCCGGCCAGAAACAACCAAUUAAAAUUCACAUUAUCGCUAUCGAGUCAUGUAGUGGAUUGCACGAAAUGUGGUGAACACUAUCUACGUCAUUUUACGUCGAAGUUUGUUAGUCCCGACGGAACCAUCAAUCAAAUUUUAUCGGAUUUAUUACUUCCAAAGUAUUUAAUCAUUUAUGCUCACUCUGAGACAGACUGCAGCGGUGGAGGCCACACACCCUCCUUACCAACAACCAGCUCUUCAACUACCACCACAUUAACUCAAAGAAUACCAUCAACAACAACAACAACAACUCGAAGAAUACCAUCAACAACAACAACAACAACAACUCGAAGAAUACCAUCAACAACAACAACAACAACAACAACUCGAAGAAUACCAUCAACUACGACAACAACAACAACGCAGUGUGUGCAACCAACUGUAGUGAAUCCAAUCACGUCGAUAAACGUUCCUUUAUACACACCACACACCGUCGUGAUACCUAAUACAAUAUUUAAUAGUAACGCCUUCCAUUUCACAUUACGACCACAGCGCCCAAAAAUCACAUGUUGGUAUCAGUUACGCCACAACAAGAUCGAUUUCUUUGCCACGGAUGAUAUCUUGCGUUCUUAUGCAACAAACAGGAUUCCUCUCACGUUAACUGCAAGAAGCUCUUGCGGCUUAUCCACCAGCUUAACAUUUUACGUGAAUUUACAAAAACCGUUGUAUUCGAAUUGUCUGCUGACAAGCAUGAUUAUAAAACGUACGGAAACCGAAAAAUGCAAUUCUGAAAUUAUGAGAGAAUAUUUCACAAAAAUACAAAAUUAUUUGCCACGUGAUGUUAAAAUUUUUUUUGUCAUCAACUGGAAAGUUCUAAGCUUUGACACGUUGAAAAUAACACUCGCAUUAUCGCCUCACAUUUGCACGACAUGCAACACACAAUAUGUAGACAGAUACCAACGUCAUUUUGUGCAAACAAACGGUGACGUCAGUAAAGCGUUUGCGCAACAUAUGUCGCCGACAUUUAAUAUUUUACACAUCAAUUUUAUCUUGGCAGGGAAAUGUAAGACGGACAAUCCUUGCUAUCCUCCAGUCCUUGAAAAAUCUAUUCCCUUCAUCUAUUUACAGCCAGGAAUUAUUAAUACCUACAAUAUACCAAACUCGACAUUUUCUCAUAGUCAAACCUUUCAACUUUCUUUACGUAAAACACCAACUCAUCAAAUUUGCUGGGUCGAACUCCGACAACGUCAAACACUUUUACUGUUGCCGUCGUAUGAAGAGGCGUCGUAUAAUUUAGUUCAAAAAUAUCAGCUUGGAGUCGUUGCCACGGAAACAGUUUGUAGCAAAUCUACCGAACAGAACGUAAAUCUGAUUGUUCAGAAAAUUAAACACGCCCCAUGUUUCCAUGUGAAAUUGACAUUCGCAACAACGAGAAUAUACCCCUGUAUGGUAGAACCUGUACAAAAAUUUGUAAAAGUACUCACAAAAUAUUUGCAGGUUAAGGAGCAGGAUGUUAAAAUACUUUCUUACUCUGCUUCAACCACCCAGCAAAACUUGAUCGAUGUAUAUCUCACCUUAUCGAAUAAUGUAAUGCCAUGUUCCAUUGCGACACUGUCAAGACUUCAAGCGUACAUGAACAUACUUGUAAAUAGCCGUGGUGUGAUUAACGCUGACCUACUUAAAUUUAUUGGGAAAGAAUAUACAAUUCAAAGUGCAAACUACUCUCUUCUUCCAUCUCACAAAGUUCGUGUUUUGUUCCGGAAUUCCAGUGAUUCGUUUAUUCCACUUUGGUUGUACAUGCUACCCAUGUUAAUCAUCCUUGCAGUCAUCAUAUUGAUACUGUUACUGUGUUGUUGUUGUCGUUCAUUGCAUCGAUGCUGUACUGGUUGCUGUUUUAAUGUUUGCGCGAAAUCUUCUUAUAACGUCACCAGCUACCAAUCACAUAAUAAUUAUGACUUUAAAGGUGGUUCUACUCAAAAAACAUCAAGACAUAUUCACUCAAACAAUGAGCAAUCGAGUCAUGUCGAGUCUCAUCUUUGCGCCACGGAUGACCUUUAUAAAGCUGGGACAUCAACUUCUGUAAACGUUUUAGCCAUGGACCAUGUGAAUGGAUCAAAACAUAAGGGCAUUACCAACAAAUCUUUUGAAGGAGAUCAGCAUAUCCAUGCCGAAAAUGAUUGUGAUACAAAAGUUGUCCAUUUGGAAUCGUAUUCUGAUGCUAGAAAGUCAAAAAGAGGUCGAAGUUACUCAGAGGGAGACUUGUUAAGCCAUAGAUUGAACCUUCCGAAGAUACCUGCGGUAGGUUGUUCGACGUUACAUUCAAAACGAAACACAGCAGCACUGCCAUCUUGGGCAUCAGAUGACGUAUUUAAUUCGUACGUUGAUGGCUGCUGUAGGCAAAAACACCGAAAGACGAGCACGCUACCCGUGAUUAUAAAAACAACUAAACAAACCGUUCCUGUGAAAAUUUCCGCACGUGUUAACAAUGUAUCAAGCGAACUGGAUUUGAAUUCUUUCCGACCAUCACAUAUACACGUAGAAAGAAAGAGAACACCAGACGUCUUAUUAUUUCAAGCGACACCACGUACAAGAAUAAGCGGUGAGACAGCCACAAAGAAAUCUGGUCCGGUAGUGUUCAUGGAGAAUAAGAGAGGGUCUAGUGAUGAUGACGAUAUCGAGUUCUUUCGAAACAAGAAAAGAAGGAAGCAUACUGCAUUUCAUAGAAAAUUUUCUUCCAAGGAUGACGAUGCGUUGGCUUCGAGAAGAAAAAGAUUUAUCAGACUUUCAAAUGAAAGGUGGAUGCAAAGUGAAGUGUAAGCUGAAACUAAAAAGAACAUCUUUAGAAACAUUAUGGAAACCAUUCCAAUGCAGUGUUAUUUCUUUAGUAUUUUGUUCAUCGAAUUAUGUUAAGUACAGGAUGAGAAUAAAAAGUAAAAAGGCGAAAAUAUUUAUUAAAUAUUCGGUAAUUCAGAAUUCUUUUUAAAAGCUAUUUUCGAUGUUUUUUUACGUACGUUAUAAGUAAGUGGUUCCUGCUAAUACAAUUUUUCGUUCGCGAGUAAAUACGUGCUCACACUGUGAUUGAAGUAAUUUAUAGAUAGUAAUUAUGUAUGUUUAGGUACUUAGAUAUUUUACGUUAUUUAUAUAUAUUUUUAUAUAUGUUUUAAUAUUAUAUUUAUACACGAAUCAAUUC
Messenger RNA from Hydractinia symbiolongicarpus, 4377 nucleotides. RefSeq lists its product as uncharacterized. The coding region runs from base 636 to 4004 and encodes 1122 amino acids. Lineage: Eukaryota; Metazoa; Cnidaria; Hydrozoa; Anthoathecata; Hydractiniidae. The record is from RefSeq and is a predicted model, not a curated record. The transcript has 4 exons.